This is a messenger RNA of Acanthopagrus latus (yellowfin seabream), 1718 nucleotides long. It is a transcript of the gene foxd5, whose product is annotated as forkhead box D5. The record is from RefSeq and is a predicted model, not a curated record. The coding region runs from base 421 to 1467 and encodes 348 amino acids. Lineage: Eukaryota; Metazoa; Chordata; Actinopteri; Spariformes; Sparidae. The transcript has a single exon. Gene Ontology annotation, molecular function: RNA polymerase II cis-regulatory region sequence-specific DNA binding; DNA-binding transcription factor activity, RNA polymerase II-specific. Gene Ontology annotation, biological process: anatomical structure morphogenesis; regulation of transcription by RNA polymerase II; cell differentiation.
GUUUAUUUUAUGCAAUUCUGCAAAACCGCCUGACAGCGCAAAUGAAAUGCAUGCAAUAUUUCUAAACUAUCAGCAAAUUCUAAACCUAAAUCUAUAAGUCCGGCUGUAUUUGCAUGAAUAGGCCGUGCGCACUUCAGGACUCCCCAAAUCCCCCCCACCUGUGUGCUUGCCUUCUCUGGCUCCCCGCGGUGAGGGGCCACUCUGAUAGGUCCAGAGGGUUAAUGGGACUGGCCUUCAGGGUAGCAGCCUUCCAGCAUAUAAAGCCCCGGCUUUCAUUUCAACAGAACGCAAGGUUUACGAACGAUCAGCAUUGGAUGCGCUUUUACGCAUGGGCCUUUGGGUUUUUACGCACGGCGCACCAUUAAUGUCUCUUUGGCACAGUUGAGUUUUUACGCGUUUUUGAACAUCCUGCGUGUGACUAUGACUCUCUCCGGUGAAUUUGAAGCUUCGCAGCACGCUGCCCUGCCUCUAGACGAGCAUGAGAUUGACAUAGUGGGCGAGGAUGAGCCGACACACGGGCGUUUGUAUCGAAAUGAGUGCUCCUCGGACCACGGCUCCUCGGCAGAAUCCGGCGCUGAGUUUGACUCUUCGGAGCCGGACUCCUCGGGGGAAAGUGAGAACAGCUUCUGCACAGACGCGACGCAAUCCAGGAAAGUCCAGAGCAGCUCGGUGAAGCCCCCCUACUCCUACAUCGCCCUCAUCACCAUGGCCAUCCUGCAGAGCCCCCUGAAGAAGCUGACGCUGAGUGGCAUCUGUGACUUCAUCAGCAACAAGUUUCCCUACUACAGAGACAAGUUCCCCGCCUGGCAGAACUCCAUCAGGCACAACCUCUCCCUCAACGACUGCUUCAUUAAGAUCCCGAGGGAGCCUGGGAACCCGGGCAAAGGUAACUACUGGUCCCUGGACCCUGCCUCCGAGGACAUGUUCGACAACGGCAGCUUCCUCCGGCGGAGGAAGCGCUUCAAGAGAAACCACCCCGAGCUCGCCAAAGAAGGACUUAUGUUUUAUUCCAACUUGAACUGCUACCGGCCGUACGGGCAACCAUACUGCGUCCAGGGCCAGGUGAGCCCCCCGCACGCUGCCCCUAUCCGGUACAUGCCCCUGCAGGAGGGCAUCAUGAUGCCUCCCUCUUCCUAUCACCUCCUGCCACAAACUCUGAGCAGUCACGGGAAGUGCAGUGGGCCUAAAGACUUCAGAGAGCACGCAGAGCCAAAGCCCGGUGCGCAGGCGAAGUGCUCCUUCAGCAUUGACAGCAUCAUGAGCAAACCUUCUCCCGUCACUCCACAGAGCCCAAACCCGCAGCAGAGCCGCCACGGCGCCCUCGGGUACGGCCACCUCAUGUCGGGCCCCGCUGCCUGUCUGGUUCCGACGCUCCUGCAGGGACCCAGGACUCCCUUCUGCCCCGCUGCCCUGCUGAGCACCGCUCCGUUAAUAAACGAGCACCUGAGACUGUCUUACCCUCACUGAAGAAAUUUACAGUGUCAGUAGGUCCGAUGCGAAGACACACGCUGGUGUCGCCCGUUUCUUACAGAAAUGUUUUAAUUGCAUGAUAUUUAUGUGCGUUGAAAUUCAGAGUUCUGUCUUAAAACAAGAAGAGUGUAAAUAAGAUGAGUGGAAUAAUAUAUAUUUGUGGAGGUUUCUGCGGUGGAGACUCGUUGGUUGAUGUGUGUUUGUGUUUUGUUUUUUUAUUAACGUGCUAAAAUAAAUGUCUGAACAAA